This is a messenger RNA of Mus musculus (house mouse), 4905 nucleotides long. It is a transcript of the gene Wipf3, whose product is annotated as WAS/WASL interacting protein family, member 3. Gene Ontology annotation, biological process: Arp2/3 complex-mediated actin nucleation. Bases 702 to 2153 code for a protein of 483 amino acids. Lineage: Eukaryota; Metazoa; Chordata; Mammalia; Rodentia; Muridae. Gene Ontology annotation, cellular component: WASH complex; early endosome; cytoplasm. Gene Ontology annotation, molecular function: actin binding; alpha-tubulin binding. The transcript has 9 exons. The record is from RefSeq and is a predicted model, not a curated record.
CAGGUCUGAAUUGGGUGUCCCUCUGCUUUGUACACGUUGGAUGUUCUCUUGGCUCCGUAUUGUAAGUACCUGCUUGUGCUCAUCGGGACAACCGGCUGUCCCAUUCUCCUUUUGUCCCCUUGCAUAUACGCGCUGUCUGGGGCUUAGCGAGGGCUCAGAAAUGUUUGUAAUAUAUAGACGAGGUGGCGUGCAGGGGAACUCCAGCCCUUGGCCCCAUUGUCCCCGUGGCUCACACUCGGGACUCUGUACCUGGGAGCUGCGCCGCCGCGCAGCCAGGACCGCCUCCUGGGUGCCAGAGCGACCCCGCCCUCUGGACCGCGUCCCCGUGCGCUGGGCGGCGAGGCUCCAGGGCGGCCGCCAGGAGCAGGUGGGGGCGGCGGCUCCGCCUCCGCGUCCCGGCAGCGCUUAAGCCCGGCUGGGAGCGAGCGAGGAGCGCAGAGUCCAGCUUAGCCGGGCGCGCAGAAGCAACGCCAGGCACUGUCUGCAGCCCAGCCGGGAUCCUCGAGGCGACGGGGACGACGGAGACGACGGGGACGACGGAGACGACGGGGACAGCGGGGACGGAGGCGCCAGCUAAAGUCCAGUCGGCCGGGUUACGGCCAGCUGCAGGUAGCUGCUCUGCUCGCGUCCGGGCCCUGGGUUAAACCAGAAACUACUCUCUUGGGACCAUUCAUAAGUGAGAGACACCAACACUGUGACAUAUGCCGGUGCCACCGCCACCACCGCCACCACCUCCACCUCCACCUCCACCCCCUCCACCACUAGGGGCUCCACCCCCUCCACCACUUGGGGCGCCACCCCCUCCACCCCCACCAGGGCCUCCGGUCAGCACAGACACCCCCAGCUUAAGGAAGCCAGAUCUGAAAGGCCGGAGUGCACUGUUGGCUGAUAUCCAGCAAGGAACACGCCUGCGGAAAGUCACCCAGAUCAAUGACCGCAGUGCCCCACAGAUCGAGGGUUCAAAAGGAACCAGCAAAGAGGGAGGAGCUGCUGGCAGCAAUGCCAGGGGAGGAAACACACCCCCUGCCCUGGGAGAUCUCUUUGCUGGUGGCUUUCCUGUGUUGAGACCGGCAGGCCAGAGAGAUGUGUCAGGUGGCAAGUCCGGGCAGGGCCCUGGCUCCCGAGCACCUUCUCCCCGGCUCCCUAUCAAAGCCAUCAGCGGCCCGCUUCCCGCUCCUGCAUCUCCCAGGCUAGGCAAUGCCUCAGAGACGCACAGCUCUGCCAGGCCUGUCCCUCCUCGCCCCAGUGUGCCUGCCCCACCACCUCCCACUCCACCCCCACCCCCACCUCCGCCCCUCCCCCCAGCCUCCCCCAUCAAAGCCCAGUUGGUGUCCCCGCCUGCCCCUCCAACCAAGGUGAAUCCAUCUGUGGUGCCACCUCCUCUACCCUGCGCACCUCCUCUUCCGCCCCCUCCCCCGACUCCGCCCCCGCUGCCCCCAGCCUCGGCGCUGAGCGACAAGGCAGUGAGGCCCCAACUAGCCCCACUGCACCUGCCACCCAUCCCACCCCCGCUCCCUCUCCUUCCACCCUGUGGGUACCCCGGGCUCCACUCAGAGCCCAACAGCCCUGCACAGGAGGUGCGAGAACCUCCAGCUCCGCCACCGCCACCACCCCCACCUCCGCCACCACCGCUCCCCACCUAUGCCUCUUGCUCCUCGAGGACCGCUGUGGCCCCGCCCCCUUUGCCAGGCGCAAACAACAGCGGCAGCGAGACUCCUCCCCCGUUGCCCCCCAAGUCCCCCAGCUUCCAGACGCAGAAGGCCUUGCCCACACCUCCAGGUGCUCCCGGCCCUCAGGCUAUCCUGCAGAAGAAGCGGCGAGGCCCAGGAACCAGUGGGGGAAAGCUAAACCCACCUCCAGCCCCACCUGCAAGAUCGCCCACCACAGAGCUUUCCAGCAAAAGCCAGCAGCCUGGAGGCCAGCUGCGGAAUGGAGGCCAGCACGCGAUUGAUGACUUCGAGUCUAAAUUCACGUUCCACUCCAUGGAAGACUUUCCCCCUCCAGAUGAAUACAAACCAUGUCAGAAGAUUUACCCCAGCAAGGUCCCCAGAAGCCGCACACCUGGUUCCUGGCUCCAAGCUGAGGCGGCUGGGCAGAGCUCUGAUGACAUCAAAAGCAGAAACUCUCAGUUAUCUCUGAAGGCACUCCGGUGAGAUGAUGGUGAAGCCAAGGCCCUGGGGUUCUGGAUUGGAUGGACACCAGGACAACUCCUCGAGACUCUACUGUACUCAAGCUCCACACAUUUGACAUACAGGCUCAGAACUGAGCAUUUGUUUAUUGUAAAUAAUGAUUUGCACGAACCCUAAAGCACCAUUUUAGUCAGCUUUUAUUUGAGUAAUAUUUUAACAUUUUUUAAAAUAUGCAUCCUGGCAUUUGUCUGUCUAGUACAGGUGGUGCCCUAUCCCACCCUGUGGUGUCCACUGUGUCUAUAGCACAUGCUUGCAGGCUGGUCCUCCUGAAACCUUUUCCAGAGCAUCCUUAGUUUUCAAGUAGUCCAAAAGUCAUAACUCUCCACAACAGCUUCUUAUUGGCAUGACUCUCAUCACACCAACUGCAAAAUCAAACCAAAUAAUGCCUUAUAAACCAUGCAGCUCAGAGGGAGCAGAGUGUCCCCAGGUCCUGGUGUGGCCACACAGCUUCCAGGGAGCGAGAUGCCAUGUCUCGCUCCCUUUUUAGCAGUACAGGGAUGCCAUUUUGCUGCCUAAUGUAUAUAUCCCAAUGCAAAGGCUAGAGUGGGUGUGGCCCCUCCCAUGCCUUCCGCAGGGCCCCUUUUGUAACUCAAUCCUUUUACGAGUAGCCAAUGCUCUUACUGUUUACAGCAUCCCUAGUGCCCAGUCUCCACUUCCUUCUGCCCCUCCAUGUUCCCAGCGCCAUGCUGGUAGCCAGGGUAAAGUCAGCUUUAUGAGAUUUUUAUAUCCUCCCACCCCUGCAGACCACAAAUGUAUAUAGCUCAUGAUUGUGAUAAGUUUAUUUUUUACCUCAGUAGUCUCCCUCUCCAAACUCUACUCGGAGUGUAAGAUUUAUGUGGAAAAUACAACAUAUAUUUAAAAAAGAAGAAGAUGAAGAAGAGGAAGCUGAAGAAAGAGACCCACUGGUAACAUGCCUGCCCGACAAGCCUAAGCAGGAAAAGCUGGGUGCCGUACACAUUUGGUAUCCCAUUGCCGGGGAGGCAGAGGCAGGCAGAUCCCUGCGACUCCCUGGCCAGCCAAGCUAAUCGGGGAAUCCCAGGUUCCAGAAAGUGACAUUGUCUCAAAACAUACGGUGGCAACUCCUGAGGCCACAACACCCAAAGUUGACCUCUUACAGGCUCACACAUUACAUGUGUGCACACAUCCCACACAGGAACAUGUACAGCCAUGUACAAACGCAUACAAAAGAGCAAAGCAGCUCUUCGAGUAUAUCUCAAAUAUCUGGUCCCGUUGGUAGGAAUGCCAUCAGCCCAAAGGUCCUUCCCACUGAGCUGAAGAACACAGACAACUCUCUUGCCUGGUGGUGUGUGUCUGGGGUGCUCCUCAGAUGAAUGCAGCCAAGUCAGCUGCCCUGAAUAGACAGAGGGCCACUCCAGGCCGGGGCAGCAAUCUGCACCCUUCUUUGAUUCUCCAGGGAGUGAAGUAUGCUUUUGCUUCUUGUCAGGCCCCAAAUGCUCCCAUCCACCAGAGAGGGGAGGCUGUAGCAGAGGAGGGGAAAGAGGUAGGAAGCCGUCUGAGCCCUCACUGUGCUCAGAAUAGCUGUAGACAAAGGAGAAGGGCACUGAGCUAUGAUGAGCUUUGGAGCAUCUCACUCAGGCACUCACCCCACAAGAACAUUAGCCCAGCCCAGGCCAUCCAGGGUCAAAGGAUAAGGAGAGUGUCUGCAGACACCUAACUGUCAUAUGGAGCAAAUGUCCUACAUGCUUCCAGAUAGGUGAAACUGAGCCAGGGCCAAGUUUCCAACAUCUCUGGGGUAAGGACUCAAGCCACUGUAACAGCCACAUGAACAGAGGUGAAGGUUCCAUUCAACGCUGACUUUGUUGCGUUGGUUCUGGAAGUGUGCAGAAAGGUCAGGAUCCAGUCUACUCUUCUCCCAGCCACGCAAAGUAAUAAUCAUUAAAAAGCUUUCAUAACUACGACAAGGGCCAUCUGGAAGGCAGCCCUGCCUUUGAAGUAGUCUGUUUGCCCAGUACACUGAAGGACACCAUGUUCUACACUGCUGGCACAAGAAUUUAAACUAUUCACGAGUGGGGAGAUGUCUCUGUCAGGAGACGUCCUGCUGCCCAAGCAUGAGGGCCUGAGCUCAUAUCCCCAGCACCCACGUAAAAGCCAGGCAUAGGGGUGCAUGUCUGUAAUCCUUGGUAGAGGAGUGGGUAAAGUUGGGUAGAGGCAGCUGAUCCUGGGAAGGUCAGUGCCCAGCCAACCUCACAAAAUGAGCGAUCUGCAAGCUGCAGGGUUAGUGAGAAACUGAUAGUAGAGAUAGACCAAAAAAGAUUCCUGUGAAUGGCCUUUGGGCCUCCACAUGCAUGUGCACACAUGUGCCCUUGUUCAUGCACACACACGCACACACCACACACACACAAACACGACACAUAAAUAUUUUUUACAAAGUUAUUUAAGGUCAGAAGGAAGGAACAUGCAGAAACCAAAAAUAGCAAGCGAGGAACGGUCUCAGGGAUCUGGCCUAGCAGCUCAAGGCCUGUCAUGGAGCCUACCCCUCCAAGUCCAAGUGGGUACCUUCAGUACCCACCAGCAGCGCAUGGGUUAGGCCCCUGGCCAUGAACUCACAUGUGGAGAGGUCCCCUGCUAGCCUUGCUUACCCUCACAUUGCAGACUGUGACUCCCCCGAUGUCUCACCCAAUGUUCUUUAUAUUUUAUUGAAGUUCCCUGCUGUGGAUUUAUUCCUUUGUACCUAAUAAACUUUAAUAAGUGAGAA